Humulus lupulus (European hop) is the source of this 1736-nucleotide messenger RNA. RefSeq names its product UDP-glycosyltransferase 92A1-like. NCBI's taxonomy places the organism in Eukaryota, Viridiplantae, Streptophyta, Magnoliopsida, Rosales, Cannabaceae. Bases 142 to 1596 code for a protein of 484 amino acids. Gene Ontology annotation, molecular function: UDP-glycosyltransferase activity. The record is from RefSeq and is a predicted model, not a curated record. The transcript has a single exon.
AAUAAAGAAAAGACAAGCCAUUGUACAACUUUUCUAAUAUAUUUAAGGAAAUAGCAAAGCUGACACAGGUCAAAUAAACAUUCAACACUAAAUUUCCAUCCUUUUCUUCGCAAAGCACAGUGUUUGGUUGAGAUCACAACAAUGGUGGAAACCAAAGAAAGCGUAGUCAUGUUCCCCUUCAUGGCUCAAGGCCAUAUCAUUCCCUUCUUGGCCUUAGCUCUCCACAUAGAACGCAAAAAAGGCUUCUCCGUAACUUUUCUCAACACCCCUUUAAACAUCAAAAAGCUCCGAUCUUCUCUCCCACCGGACUCCUCCAUUCGCCUCCUCGAGAUCCCUUUCUCCAGCUCCGAUCAUGGCCUACCUCCCAACUCCGAGAACACCGACGUUCUUCCCUACACCCAUGUCAUCCGCCUUAUUCAAGCCGCCACUUCUCUCGGACCUUCUGUCAAGAAAAUCCUCCGAGAUCUCAUCGAAGAAAGCCAUGGCCGGAAGCCACUCUGUUUCAUCGCCGAUAUCUUCUUCGGCUGGACUACCUCCGUCGCCAAAGAACUGGGCAUUUUCCACGCAGUCUUCAGCGGCUGCAGCGGGUUUGGCAUGGCCUGUUAUUACUCUCUCUGGUUGAACCUUCCUCACCGGAAAGUAGACUCCGACGAGUUUUCGUUACCGGAUUUUGAAGAAGCCUCGACCAUCCAUGUUUCCCAGUUGCCUUUGAAUAUUUUUGAAGCCGAUGGUGAGGAUCCUUGGUCGAAAUUCCACAUGGAAAAUCUCUCAUCUUGGGUUGAAUGUGAUGGGGUUUUGUUCAACACCAUUGAAGAGUUCGACCAGCUGGGGUUGCUUUAUUUCAGGCGAAAACUCAAUCAACCGGUUUGGCCAAUCGGACCGGUUCUUUUACCAGCGGAAAGCAGAGUAAAACCAAACGACCUCACAUCAAAGCUUUGCAGAGAAUGGCUCAAUUCAAAGCCUUUAAAUUCAGUUCUAUUCGUGUCUUUUGGAUCGAUGAACACCAUCUCAGCCUCACAGAUGAUGCAGUUAGCUAUGGCUUUGGAGAGAUGCGGUAAAGAUUUCAUCUGGGUGGUUAGACCACCCAUCGGUUUCGACAUAAACUCAGAAUUCAGACCCCAUGAAUGGCUGCCUAAAGGGUUCGAAGAAAAGGUUUCAAAAAGAGGACUGCUGGUGCAUACAUGGGCACCCCAAGUGGAGAUUCUUUCCCACAAAGCAGUUUCUGUGUUUUUGACUCAUUGCGGUUGGAACUCAGUGCUGGAGGCUCUCAGCAAUGGAGUGCCGCUGCUCGGUUGGCCGAUGGCGGCGGAGCAGUUUUUCAAUGCUGUGCUAUUGGAGAAGGAGAUUGGGGUCUGUGUGGAGGUGGCUAGAGGGAAGAAGUGUGAGGUUAGGUGUGAAGAUUUAGCAGAGAAGAUUGAGUUGGUGAUGAGUUUCGACUCGGAGAAAGGGAAGGAGAUGAGAAGGAAAAGUUGUGAGGUUAAGGAGAUGAUCAAGAAUGGUAUGAAAGAUGAGAUUAACGGUCUUAAAGGGUCCUCUUCACAAGCAUUGGAUGAGUUUUUUAGUGCUGCAAUGGCUAUGAAGAACUCUAAUGCAUAAGAAUGGCGAGAAAUUUCAAUGAUCUAAUUUAGUUUCUCUUGUACUUAUAGAAUAAUAUUGAGUCGAGUAGUGCUUACUCUUUCAUAUUAUUGUAGACAAGUGAAUUUUAUUAAUGAUAGACCUUUGUUGACGUAUCAAAA